UGGGAGUAAAUGUGGGUGUGACACAUUUAAACUGAAAGACUGGAGCAGGCAGGAACAAGCAGAGCUCAGUUGGCAAGAACACACUGGAGAGAAUGGAUUCAGACAAGAAAGUCACUAUUCUGAGGGAAGGAUUCUUGGUGAAAAGGGGUCAUGUUGUGCACAACUGGAAGGCCCGUUGGUUUGUUCUGACACCAGAGAAGUUGCUUUAUUACAAAUACGAUGGAAGCAGAAGAGACUCGUGUCAGAGAGGGAAGAUCCUGCUGAAGGACUGUGUGAUAACUUGUCCUUUCCUGGAAUUUGAAAAUCGACCGCUGGUGUUCAAGCUGCAGACGAAGCACGGCGUGAACCAUUUCCUGGAGGCUUGUUCCAGAGAGCAGAGAGACGAGUGGGCAGCAGAGAUCACCGUCCAGGUCAACAAGCUGCAGACGAAUGAAGGUGUGAAGGCGACCAAGCAGCAAGAACCUGGUGGUUCCCAGUUACACAACAUCAACCUGAGUAAAGUGUUGGACUCCAUGUACGACGUGCACAGCGGCAUCAAGAUGAGCAACCAUGUGGAGCAGGGCAGCACCUACAGCAACUGCUUCUCAGGCUCAGCGGUGGUGGACUGGCUGGUGUUCAUGCAGCUCGCUCUGACCCGUGUGGAGGCCGUGACUUUGGCCUCGGCUCUGCUGGAGGAAGGUUUCCUGAGAACCGUCGGCCUGAAGAGUGUCGCCGCUCUCAGGACUGCAGGACUCAGCGAGCAGUUCAUGGACGACUCCACUGCUCUUUACAGCUUCUCUGACAGUUUAAAGAAAAGAGGCAGCGUGAAGGCAGAGACGUCGCUUUCUGCAGUGGAGCUCAGUGGAACCGUGAUGAAGAGAGGAUUUCUGCUCAAACAGGGACACAGGAGGAAGAACUGGAAGGUGCGACUGUUCGUGUUGCGUUCAGAACCUGCUUUCCUUCACUAUUAUGAUCCCACCUCGGAUGACAUCAGCCCCGUGGGCGGCUUCUCGCUGCGAGGAUGUCUGGUGUCGUCUCUGGAUGAUAACGGAGUUCCCUCAGGUGUGAAAGGCAACAUUCAAGGCAACCUGUUUAAAAUCAUCACUCAGUCGGACACGCACUACUUCAUCCAGGCUCCGAGUCACCAGGACAAGAUGGACUGGAUCGAUGCAAUCAGAGAGCAAACAUAAAGCUGCUCAUUCCACGUAAAAAUGCAUCUUGUUCUUUUAAUCUGCUAUGAAGAAGAUUGAAUUCAAACAUUCUGUGAAUGUGCUGUAGCAACAAAAUGAAUGAAAGCAUCAGCGGUUCGUAACAUUUCUGUUCAUUUGUCUCUGAAAUUCUGGCACUUUUAGUCUGAUUAUUGUAUCUUUUAGAGUUUUAAAAGUUGUAGCAGUUUGUUUUAAGUUGGUAAUUUUUCAUGUGUUUUUCAAAUUAAUAAUAACUACUUUCAAUGGAAUUUUACUCCAACUCCAGACACCAAAGUUGAAAACUACUAUAUUUGUAAUUUAUAUUUUAUGCAGUUUUAUGCUUCUAAUUCAAAGAGAAAUAUUGAAAAUUUCUCUUUGAAAAUUUAUCUUUUACUACCACUGCAACUUUACAACUUUUUAAAAAAAAAAUUGACAGCUGUACUCAAUGCAAUAUGUGAUCAACACACUAAUUACAGCACACAGUUAAGGAUUAAACCAGUGGUUCCCAUUACUUUGGGCCUCUUACCCAUCACAGAAAAGUAAUGUGUUGCCGUAUUAGUUUUGAUAGGUUUGUGAGAGUCAUUUCUCAUCUAAACGUCUUAAAGGAUUUUAUUUGAAUUAAACCUCAAAUAGAAAAAAUAAUCCAAUGUUUUCUUUUCUUUCCAACCACUUCACAGUCUCACAACCUUUGAUGUUCUUCUGUAACUCAAUGAAAAAUAUCAAACUCCUAAACUAAGCAACUAAACUGUGCAUCAAGUUAUUAGAACUAACUCCAAGUAAAUGCUUCAUACACACUAAUGCAUCAGUAAAAAUAAUCUACUGAUAUAAGAUUGAUGAAUAUGUGAACUUUGAUGCUUUAAAUACAUGUUGCUGAUGUUACUUUUACUUGUAGUCUGCAGGUCUUGAAAAGUCAUCCAGAGAACUUCUUCAAGAAAAGACUCAAAGUAUUAAUCCAACAUUUUCAUUAUUGUGUAAAGCACCACUUACAUUGGCACCAAAAUAGCCCAAGAGCAUGAUACUGCCACCACCAUGCUUGGUGGAUGGUUGGUUUAGUGUUCUUGGUGUUAAUGGCCAUGUGAUCAGCAGUAAAUUUCAUUCAAGCUUUUAGGUGUUACUUUUAGGGUUUCCCUCUUGCUUAUCAGCCUCACACUUGUCUGUGGACACUGACAGCUGUGUUUCAACAGCUUCUAAUUCAUUGCAAACCUGAUUUUUGGUGAUUCUUGGUUGUCUCUUUGCAGCAGGUCCAUAGUUUGUGUUUUCUUCCUAAUUGUGGCAGUGACACAACUGUAUCAUGAACUUUAUGCUUACGAUCGGUUGAUUUCUGGAUCUGUGGCUGCUUUGAAAUGGCUCCAAGGGACUUUCUUGACUUGUUAAAGUCAAUAAUUUGCUUUUCUAAAUCUUUGCUGAGUCUAAUCAGUGUAUAAAUGGGCCCUGUUUAAAUUGACUCAAAGGAGUCACCAGCUGUAGUCAAUCGUAAUCACUCACAAGAAGUUAAGAGGCCAUGGCACUAAGAAAAUUGGAUUAACACACCUUUCUAAAUCACCAAAACUGAUAAUUAAAGUUACUGUAUGUAUAUUUUUGAUAUUUUGUCAUAUUUCCAAAAGACCUAUAAUAAAUCUGUGAAAAAUCCAAAAUACGAUUGUUUUUCUGUGACAAAGACAAAUAUGUUUCAAUGAUUACAUCAUAGAAAAUCAGAACUUCGAGACUGCCAGAAUAUGUAUGGUCUCCACAACUUGUCUACACAACUGUAUAUAAAUGUAUAUAUUCAACACAACAUCCUCUUCAUUGGAUUUCCAUUAUAGUUUCCUACUUUGGCCCAUAUGAUCACAAAACAGGUUUUAAAUUACCUCCUAUGUGAUGAUAAAGUCAUAAAUUCAACUUUUCCAGCCCUAAAGGGUAGAAUUCCUUCAUGUUGUACUUCUGCUUUAACAAAAGUCGAGGAAGUACAGUACAAGUAGAGACUAGAAAAACCUCCAGAGGUAUUUGUCCCAAUCAUUAAAUCUUCAGUUCAGUCUGGCUGCUCCCAGCAACCACAACCAGACACUCCCACUGUGCAAGCUGAGUCGAGCCUUUAUCGGAGUGACUCAGGCUGAGCUGGUGUUGUUUUACUGUCUGCUUCCAGGGAAAUCAGGAGUGACACAAUCACCCAGUGCUAUAUUACACUGUGGAAGUGGGUUCUGGGGCGAGUCCAAGCACUGAUUGUACCUUUAUCCAGUUAAUCUGUAUCUCUUUGUGGCCGCCUAUAUUUAAUUUUGGUCAUUUUUUGUCUUAGAAUUUUAGUUUUGUGAGUAGUUUAUUUUUGCAGUCAUUUUGCAUUGAGAUAUGGUUGUCUUUGCCCCAUUUUGGUCAUUUUAUGUCUCAUUUUGAUUGUUUUGGAUGUCUUUGUGGGCACUAGCAUUUAGUUUAGCUUGUUUUGGGUCACAUUUUGGUUGUUUUGCAACUGUUUAUCAUAGUUUUUCUCUCAUUUUGAUCAUUUUGUGUCACAGAUUCUUGACUGUAUGUCUCUUUGUGGUCAUUUUGCAUCACUGAAUGGUUGUUUUUUUAACCUUUGUUUCAUUUGCAUUUAAUUUCGGUCACUCUGUGUUAAGUAUUGUACAUUUUAUGUCUCUUUGUUGUAAUUUAGCUUCACUGUAUGACUGUUUUUGUCUCGAUUUGUUCAUUGCUUUGUCUCAUUUUGAGUAGCGUGGACUUGGAUUUGUGUCUCAUUUAGACUGUUUUGCAUCUCUUUGUGAUUGUUUUUUUUCCACUUUGGUCAUUCUGUGUCUAAUUUUGAUCAUUUUGCAUCUAUUUUUGGGGCCUUGCAUUUAAUUUUAGUCGCUCUCUGUCUUAUAAUUUUAUGCUUGUGAGUCUUUGUAGUCAUUUUGCCUUACCAUAUGGUUGCUUUUGUUCCAUUUUGUGUCUAAUUUUGAGAGUUGCAUUUAAUUUUGGCCAAUAUGUGUUAAUUUUACUUCUCUUUGUGGUCAUUUUGCAUUACUUUAUGGUUAUUUUUGUCCCAUUUUGUGUACAUUUUUGAUUUUUUUGCAUCUCUUUCUGUGCACUUGCAUGUAGCUUUGUUUGUUUUGUGUCACAUUUUGUUUUUUUCUCUCUCUUUGUUGCCAUUCUGUGUCUCUUUGAGGUAAUUUGAGGUCUUAUUCUGGC
Amphiprion ocellaris (clown anemonefish) is the source of this 4304-nucleotide messenger RNA. RefSeq names its product pleckstrin 2 (gene plek2). Lineage: Eukaryota; Metazoa; Chordata; Actinopteri; Pomacentridae. The record is from RefSeq and is a predicted model, not a curated record. Gene Ontology annotation, biological process: intracellular signal transduction; actin cytoskeleton organization. The coding region runs from base 93 to 1169 and encodes 358 amino acids. The transcript is spliced from 9 exons. Gene Ontology annotation, cellular component: plasma membrane.